AUGGCGACCCUCCUCUUCGUGUACGCGCGCCUAUCCAUCCAAGCCGCGAAGCGCAACGCGCAGAAACACAGGGAGGCGGACGGGGGGCAGAUCAGUUGGCAUAAUGAGAGUUUGAGACGGCAUGGGAAGUUGGAUGCGCCGGAGGAUCAGGGGACUGUUUCGCAGAUUGUAGGGGCUGUGAGGGAUAGAGAUGUCAAGUGGGAGGAAGGGGAAAAGGAGAAUGGGAGUGCGAGUGGGAAAGGUGGAGGGGCAGGGGAAACGGAAAAUGAGAAGAUGUUGAGGGAGAGGAGGAGGGUUUGA
Molecule: messenger RNA, 300 nt
Organism: Lachnellula hyalina
Lineage: Eukaryota; Fungi; Ascomycota; Leotiomycetes; Helotiales; Lachnaceae
Exons: 2
Coding region: 1-300 (99 amino acids)
Source: RefSeq, a predicted model, not a curated record